AUGUAUAAAUUUCAUACGAAAAGGGUAAAAGCUGCUGCUGGGCAAAUGUGGACUUCAAAUCUCUCCAAGAUCAGAAAAUCUCUCAAAAAUGUUUACCAUAAAUGUAAGGUUCAGCACCUGUAUCCAACUAUAACUUCCUAUAACUGUGAGCAAGACAUUAGUUGUGAAGAAGAGAUGAGUCUUACAAUAAUGCUCCAAGAUGUUAAAACUGCCCAAGCUACCCUCCUCAACCAAAUGACUGAUGUUGUGGGUGCAAUAUCAAAAAUCCAGGAAAAAUUUGACAUUUAUCAGAAGCAGAUAGAAGUACUGGAAACUAGAGUGAAUGUUAAUGAAGACAUACAAUCCACAGCAACUAAAAGUACUCUUUCUCUGAAGGAAGACCUGGAAGCUUUAACAAAGAAGGUGACAGAAUUGGAAAACCAGAAUUCUUGCUCCAGCUUACAUUGUUUAGGGGUUCUAGAGGGAGAAAAAAGUAAAGAAAUCAUGAAAUUGCUUCACAAACUCAUACAACCAGAAACUCUAAAGAACACAUCAGCUUCUGCAGGCUCUGAAAUACCUUCAGCAAGACCAGAGAAGGUGCCCAAGUGUUCAAAACCCACUGAUAAUCUUGAGGAAGAAACAAUUUCUCCCCAAAUUAAAACUCCAAAGAAAAAUAACCAUCAAAAUGCAUUGAGAAGGUUUAAAAAAGCAAAGUCAAAUAUUUACAUUUACCCAGACUUUCCUACAUGGAUCAAGCUAACUUUUGUUCACGGAGGAAAGUGGACAUUUUUCCUCAGAGCCACCAAGUUAGAAGAAUUCAUCCAGUGGCUUCUUUCAAGGCCAACCAGUCUUCCUGAAGAACCACAGCUCAUGACUCUGAGAUAUGGUCCAUUCACUGGACCAAUUGUAAGCCUGACCACAAUCUGUCUCUCUGUUUUCAACUAUAUUUCUUGCCUUUUCGGUUUCUCAAAAGAAGAAAUAACUCGUCUCUAGAGUUAUUUUCUGCUUUGCUAGGUACUAAAUAAACGUAACUUGGUUGCUCCAAGCAUUC
Otolemur garnettii (small-eared galago) is the source of this 1030-nucleotide messenger RNA. It is a transcript of the gene CCDC54, whose product is annotated as coiled-coil domain containing 54. The coding region runs from base 1 to 972 and encodes 323 amino acids. Lineage: Eukaryota; Metazoa; Chordata; Mammalia; Primates; Galagidae. The transcript has a single exon. The record is from RefSeq and is a predicted model, not a curated record.